AUGUCUCAACCUACAGAAAAGCUAGUAUUGUCAACCGAGUGUGUCCCGGAUGAGAUCAUAUUCGAUGUACUAACUCGGUUGCCAGUAAAAUCUUUAAUCCGAUUCAGGGACGGCAUAUUGACUGAGAUUUCUAGAUUUAAAACCCCAUUUUGCUUUUUGGAUGCUUACUUCGUCGAUUGCUUUUGUAAAGGCAUCUUCUGCCUUAGUAGCUAUAAUGAUAAUUCUAUAAUAUGUUUGUGGAAUCCAAACAUUAGGAAGUUUAGGAUGCUUGUUCCUGCUAUUUUGGCUGACCCUCUUGAUUUUGUCACCCUUAGACUUGCCUAUAAUUCUCAAAGCAAUGAUUUCAAGAUUCUCAGACUUGUGUGUUUUCAAAAGUCUCCUGAAGAGCCAGAUGGCCCAGAUCGAUCAGCUGAGGCCGAGGUUUACACAUUGAGUACGGAUUCGUGGAGAAAGGUUGUAAUAUCGGUGGAUUCAUCCGAAACCAACAUUGGAUAUGUUUAUCAUACUUCAUCGUGUAUAUUUUUUAAUGGAGCACUUCACUUUAUAGCAUGUACUAACAACGGCCCUUUCAUUUUGUCCUUUGAAGUCAAUGAUGAGAGAUUCCAUAAGAUAAUGUUGCCUCAGGAUUUCUUAGAUGGAUACCAAGGAUGUCUUGCGGUGUUCAAGGGAUUGCUGGCUUUUAUUGUUUUGUCUCGUGAUAUAGCUAAUAAUGAUCACAUAUGCGACAUAUGGGUGAUGAAGGAAUGUGGUUUGGUAUAG
This is a messenger RNA of Quercus robur (English oak), 759 nucleotides long. RefSeq names its product F-box protein CPR1-like. The coding region runs from base 1 to 759 and encodes 252 amino acids. The record is from RefSeq and is a predicted model, not a curated record. The transcript is spliced from 2 exons. Lineage: Eukaryota; Viridiplantae; Streptophyta; Magnoliopsida; Fagales; Fagaceae.